AUUUCACGGAAGCUGCAGGCACACAGCAAACAGCGACGCUCUGCUAACUAAGGCGACCUGUCUGCCCAUAUCUCCCCAGCACCAACCACACGUGCCUGGUAACCCCCUCCAGCUGCUUUCUGUAAGAAUGAGGCUGCUAGGCAGGCGCUGCGUCGCUUUCCACACUUGUUUGGUUGUGGUGAUUGCUCUCUCAGAGGCCAGGACAUUUUUGUCUCAGCAGUAUGCCUCUGAGUUCCUGGUUAGGAAACGUCGAGCCAAUUCUUUUAUGGAAGAAAGUAAGAAGGGAAAUUUAGAAAGAGAAUGCAUUGAAGAACUGUGCAAUAAAGAAGAAGCCAGAGAAAUAUUUGAAAAUAAUCCUGAAACGGAAUAUUUUUACCCCAAAUAUUUAAGCUGCCUCGGCUCCCAUCGAGCAGGGAUUUUCAAGGUUACUGAUGUUAUUCCAGAUUCCUCAACUGACCUGAGAACCUGUGUGAAAGAAAUUUCAAACCAAUGUAGCCCUCUGCCAUGCAAUGAAGAUGGAUAUACGGAAUGCAUCGAUGGGCAAGCCAGAUACACGUGUGUCUGUAAACCAGGCUGGCAAGGAGAGAGAUGUGAAGAAGAUAUAAAUGAAUGCGAAGACCCAGCAAAUAAAAAUGGAGGUUGUAGCCACAGCUGUACUAAUGUUCCUGGAAGCUACCGCUGUUCCUGUGACAAUGGAUACUAUAUACUUCCAAAUAAACAGGACUGCAAAGACUGGGAUGAAUGUAUGAUACAUCCAAACAUCUGUGGGACAGCACAGUGCAAGAACUACCCUGGCAAAUAUAAAUGUGAAUGUGCGGAAGGCUACACAUAUAAUUCAACUUCAAAGAAUUGUGAAGAUGUGGAUGAAUGUGCUGAAAACAUUUGUGCUCAAGAGUGUGUAAAUUCUCCAGGAAGCUAUGCCUGCUAUUGUGAUGGCAAGAAAGGGUUCAAGCUUUCUAAGGACAGGAAGCACUGUGAGGCUGUUCCAGUUUGUGUCCCUCUGAAUCUUGAAAAGUAUUAUGAAUUGCUUUACCUGGCAGAACAGUUUAUAGCGAUCCCUGUGCUGUACUUAAGGUUUAGAUUGCCAGAAGUCACCAGAUUUUCAGCGGAAUUUGAUUUCCGGACAUAUGAUACAGAGGGUGUUAUACUAUAUGCUGAAUCCUCUAACAGCACAGCAUGGUUCUUGCUUGCUCUUCGUGAUGGGAAGAUUGAGAUUCAAUUCAAGAAUGAACUUGGAACAAAAGUCACCAGUGGUGGCAAAGCCAUUAAUGAUGGUCUGUGGCAUAUAGUCUCAGUGGAAGAAUUAGAACACAGUAUAAGUGUAAAAAUAGCAAAAGAAGCAGUGAUGAAUAUCAACAGCCCUAGAAAUCUGUUCAAACCAUCAAAUGGCUUCCUGGAAACUAAAGUGUACAUCGCAGGAUUACCUCGCAAAGUCGGCGACACCCUCAUUAAACCGCUUAACCCUCGACUAGAUGGGUGCAUUCGUGCCUGGAACCUGAUGAAUCAGGGAAGUUCAGGCAUAAAAGAAGUUAUUCAAAAAAAACAAAGCAAACACUGUUUAGUAACUGUGGAGAAAGGGUCCUACUACCCUGGCACUGGCAUGGCAGAAUUUCAUAUAAACUAUAAUAAUCUUACCAAUGACAAAGAAUGGCUAAUAAACAUAACAUUGACUAUUCGCCCAUCCACAGGCACUGGUGUGAUGUUUGCCUUGGUCUCUGGCAAAACAGUGCCUCUUGCUUUGUCCAUAGUAGACUCCAACUCCCCUAACUCACAGGAAAUCAUUGUGACUAUUGAGAACGUCAUUGUUGCCCGGCUGGAGUCAGAGAGGUUGUGUACCUCCAAAAGAACGCUGCUAGGACUCAGAGUAAACAAACAGCUGCUUGAAGUGACUGCUGAUUCACAAACACACAGCAUCAGUUCUGAGCAAGAGCAACAACUGUCCAUCCUGGAUCAAGUAAUGAAGGGACCUAUUGUUACCUACUUAGGUGGCAUUCCAGAUGUUCCCGUUGGUGCUACACUACUGACGGCCUUUUAUAAUGGCUGCAUGGAGGUAAAGGUCAAUGAAGUACAGCUGGAUCUGGAUGAAGCCUUCUCUAAACACAAUGACAUUCGAUCCCACUCGUGCCCACUGAUUGCAAAUGAAAUGAAUGAAUUCUUAAAUUAGCAUUCUCUCCCUUCAGAUAUAAUUUGCGUAAUGAGUCUCAUGUCAUAAUAAAACCUGUAUUAUUUUACUCAAGAUGUUCUGAGAAAGGAGUUCAACUGGAGUGUUUCUAUCC
Molecule: messenger RNA, 2276 nt
Organism: Emys orbicularis (European pond turtle)
Lineage: Eukaryota; Metazoa; Chordata; Testudines; Emydidae
Gene: PROS1
Product: protein S
Exons: 15
Coding region: 128-2164 (678 amino acids)
Cellular component (GO): extracellular region
Molecular function (GO): calcium ion binding
Source: RefSeq, a predicted model, not a curated record